UCCAGCUUCCAACAAGUUGUUAUCAGCUGGCAGUAUUCAAUUCUCUGGGAGAAUUAAAUUCCGAAGCUUACUCCUGGUGGUCUUUCCGGCUCCAAGAGUCGGCUCACUCGGGAUUGAAUGACGACAUCGUUUCCAACUCUCAGUCGUGGAAGCACUUCGAAGCGGUACGGACGGUCGUUUGAAAGUUUGCAUUUUUGCUGUCAAUAAUAGUCCUGCUUCUGAGUGUUUUAAUUUGUUUGGAGUGAAAAAGACGAAGCGUAAGGUACUACGGUCGCACGGACGGGUUAACCGGGUUGGUUCGGGUCGCUUUCCGGAAAACCAGCACGACCAACAGUAGUGGUGGGAGCCAGUCGUAGUGCAUUGAAUCUCGUUCGGCAUCGUGUCCUGUAGUGGUUUUGAUGGGGGAACAGGUGUAUCAUGGCGGUGGGAAUGUAUCUCCCAAAGAGUGAAGCCUUUCCAGCAGACGACAUCAGACGGUGGGUGACAUGCCGGGUGUGUCAUUGAGGGUAUGCCGACGAGGUGCAGAAAAAGCUUUACGGUUAUCCUUAAACACGAAUGCGGCGGUCGAGCCGGAAUCAAUCGUUAGCUGAACGCCGUGAAGAUCGCACGCAAACACCGUGUCCUCCGUGUCAGUCAACCGACCGAACCUGGUGUGUCUAUCCGAUUUCACGGUUGUCGAGGUGUUUGUCGUGUAUACGAAACUGAAAAUAAAAAGUGUGACUCGUUUGCCCAUCCGGGCGUCCUCAGCCGGAAGCAUAUUGAACAGUGAUCGGAAGGAAAAUUGUCUCAUUUAGGAUAUUUAAUUAUUCGUAGUAGGCAUCGCGUGUCACGCUGGUUUUACUUGGUAAGCAGUUUGCUGCCGAAGGAAUUGCACCUUACAAGGAGAAGUGUUUUUAACGGGCGCGAAGCCGUAGGAUUAGUGCUAAUGAAUUGUCCAUUUUAGGAUAUGUGCUGGCGUUAAUUUGCGAAAUGAGAUGUCCACCCGAAUAAAUAGUGCUUAGCGACGACGAUCCAAAACAAGAUGAAUGUCUGUUAAUGAGUGAAAAGUAAAUGUGCGUGCGGACUUUUAUCUAACAGGAACGGUAAAAUAAAUGACGCUGACUUCGUUUGUAAUUAGCGGAAUAAGCGAUACGGCACGGUUGUGACUCGCGUGCAAAACGAUGGGUGGAAAACUAUUUUUCUUCACCAGUGCAGGUUUAUACAGUUGAAGUAAAUCUUGCGGCGGUUCAGUUGCGAGCGGAUCACAGACUGUCGCUGCUCCAGAAAGACGCUGAAAAUUAACUAGCGAUAUUCGAAAAACCAAACGGUACCGGAAUGUUAGUGUAAGAAAUCAGCCAUCAUGUGUGGAACUUAAUUAGGUGACAAAUUAGCAAAUAGACCCAAUUAAUCUACCGAGACAAGAAACGGGCAGCUUCCAACGGGAAAAUAAUAAUCAAAGUUUGUUGAUGUUCUUAAUGUUGCUGUUUCAUCUAAAUUUAUGAGCAAAGUAAAAUCAAACACGUGCGAUCCUUCGCGCGCACUUGCAAACCAAGCCGGGCAAGACGAUUCAAUCCACGAUUGAGUAUCGUUUACAUUCGUCUGUACGACUUAGUUUCAGCCUCAGCAUCACCCAGGGGGCAUGGAACUGGCGACGAGCAGCGGGGAAUUGUUAAAUAUUAAAGGAAGCCAACGAAUCGGUCUGGCCGAAGGAAAUCAAAAAGGUGGCCAGUGUUAUUAUUAAGUAUUAAUGUGGUCCGGAAUAAAUUACGACCAGACGAAAUUACAAACAGAAUAUCUUGGACUUGCUGACUUCGUGUGCUGCCGAAGGGGAAGCGCAAUCUUGCGACUUCUGAGAAGGGCUAGGCAAAAGGAAGGUAGUCUAUGGACAUCGCUUCGGCCAGGGACUGGAGCUCCGGAGACAGAAGCAAAGUGCCGCCCGGUUCAGUGGUCGGAAAAUAUUAUAAAUAAUUUAUGACUCUUACAUGGGGUGUUUCGUUGAUUAUUUGCUGCUCGUAUUUCCAUUCAGUGCGAAACAGGUGUUUUCAAUGGUUAGAAAGUUUCUGUUAAAUGUUUCGCAUGUAUGCACAAUAACAGUGAAUUGGUUACUGGUGCUAGUGGAUGGCGUCGUCGUCGAUUCGAUAAUUCGUUAGUUCAUACUACAAGGUGAAACAGCAAAGUGUUUGUAUCCGAUUUACUGGCGCACGAGGAAAGGGAAUUUGCCAUAAUUAGUAGCUGUGAUUUGCUGUAUUGGAAACAACUCGGCAGGAGUGAAUCGCAUGCGAGCGUUCGAGUUAGACAAGCGGAAUUGAGCUGCACACCGGAAAUAUCCCCUAUCGAAAGAUCAAUUAGAGUGGAUAGACGACCAAACCGACGGAAAAACGUGACGCGGACGCUGCCACCGUGCCAAGGGAAAUUCAAUUAGUUAAAAUACGUCGGCUGAAGUGUGAAUCAAAACAUUGGAAAAUCAACAUUUGGCAUGUGCCCCCGUCGCUGUGAUGAAGAAAAUGGAAAACGGUUAACGAAUGAUGGACGGUCCCAUCUCGUGGCGGGAUCCGUGACAUCUCGCAGCAAAAUUCGAUUCGAUACACGUGCUGGCCCGAGUGCAAUGAAAAGGAAAUACAAAAAAUGAAAAUAGAAGAAUGAAGCCAAUUCAAGUGUGCGGAAAUUUUCUCAUAUCAAAAAAAUAGUUGAAAACGUUUCAAUGUGAAAUUUACCGGGUUCGGUUAUGAGUCGGUUGAUGGACAAAUAUUUUUCACGGCCAGCGCGGCCAUGGCCGUUGCGGGUCCGGGCAGUUACAGAAAAAGUUCACCGGUACUCGACGGGAGCAGGUGAUGAUAGUAGUAGUAGUAGUAGUAGUAGCAGUAGCAAUAGUUUGAGCGGUUCGACGAUUGGCAACAGUGCAGUCCUCCACUCGACGGCCGCAACGACCACUGGUUCUAGCAGCUGGAGGUCCGUUGCCGGUAGCGUUGAUGGGUUCGACGGUGGUGUUCUGGUGGUCGGUACGAAUGUUCCCGUUGGCAGCAGUGAGAGUGAAGUAGAUUAUGGCAGUAGCAGAAGCAGCACUAGCAUUCUGGAUGACUUCAUCAACGAGAACAAUGACAGCAGCAUCAGCAGUAGUAGUGGCAAACUGUUCAAUGGGAUACUGUCCAAUUUUACCAGUAGCCCAGCGGUUCCGGCUGUUGGGUCACUGUUCACGAACCACACAACCGAAUUCAGCACCAAUGUCAACUGGUCGAGUGGGGAUGCAGGGUCGGCUGCAGUUCCCGGCUCUCGGUUGGCUUUUUCCUCUCUGCCGGAUCUACUCGAGGAAGACGAUCUGAUGGCACUGUGGAACUGCACCAACUGUCUUUUGCUCAAUUGUAGUAGCAGUAUUAGCAGUACUGAUAGUAGUUCGGCACUGAUCAAUGCCACCGGCGGCAGCAUCAGCAGAUACGGCAAUGGAACGGAUCAGGAUUUGCUGCUGUUGAAUCCGGACGGCGGCUUGAAUAAGGAUGCCGAAACCACCAUCUAUCUAAUACGGGUGAUAGCGACGUCGAUUGUUCUGGGGAUUGUUAUUUUAGCUACAGUUAUAGGAAACGUUUUUGUAAUAGCGGCGAUUCUGCUGGAACGGAACCUGCAAAGCGUGGCCAACCAUCUGAUAUUAUCGUUGGCGGUGGCCGACCUGCUGGUGGCCUGUCUGGUGAUGCCCCUGGGGGCGGUCUACGAGGUGUCCAACGAGUGGCGGCUCGGGGCGGAUCUGUGCGACAUGUGGACCUCCAGUGAUGUGCUGUGCUGUACGGCAUCCAUCCUGCAUUUAGUGGCCAUUGCCUUGGACAGGUACUGGGCGGUAACGGACAUCGAUUACGCCCACCAACGGACAGCCCGACGGAUAGGAUACAUGAUCAUCGUUAUCUGGACCCUGUCGGUGCUGGUUUCGAUAGCGCCGCUGUUGGGAUGGAAGGAUCCCGAAUGGGAAUCCAGGGUCUACCAGGACCUCCAGUGUAUCGUUUCACAGGACGUAGGGUAUCAGAUUUUUGCCACCGCCUCCAGUUUCUACGUGCCAUUACUGGUGAUACUGUUUCUUUACUGGAGGAUAUUUCUGGCGGCGAGGAAAAGGAUUCGGCGAAGGCAACAGGGCAAAACAAUAGUGCAAUUGAUACCGAAACCUUUAGCUGCUCAGACCCAUCCUGAACCCUUGGCAAAAGCUUCAUGUAUGGCACUAACAUCGAUUGGUUUCCGCUGGAAGGUAACUGCAGCGCAGCAGAAGGCGAUCGGAGGCCCGACGGCGAACGUUGUCGGUGGUUCCGGUGGCAUCGCGGCGGCCGUAGUGGCCGUUAUCGGUCGUCCGCUGCCGACGAUCAGCGAAACAACGACGGCCUUUACCAACGUGUCGUCGGCGAACACCAGCCCGGAGAAGGCCAGCUUAGGCAACGGUAUCGAGCGGGACCGGAUCGAGGCGGAUCCACCGACGGCGGACAUUUCGACGGCCUACCCGUCAACGGGCGCUUCCUGUUCGUCGGUGAAACCAUCGUUCAUGAAGAAACGCUCCCAGGCUGCGACAGAUUCCAAACGGGAACGGAAAGCAGCCAAAACGUUGGCGAUCAUAACCGGGGCGUUCGUGUGCUGCUGGCUGCCGUUCUUCAUCAUCGCCAUCCUACUGCCAACGUGCACCGGUUGCGACAUCAGCCCGAUCGUGACCAGCGUGUGCCUGUGGUUGGGAUACUUCAAUUCCACGCUGAACCCAAUCAUCUACACCAUCUUCAGUCCGGAGUUCCGUCAUGCGUUCAAGCGGAUACUGUGCGGUCGGAGGCACAGCCUCCGGCGGACGCGGAACAUGGGCGUGCGACAUAUGCGGUAAGAUUACUUUUCAGCUGGGGGUGUGGGUGUGGUGAAAGGGGCAAUUGAUUGUGAUGUUUUGUAUAAAAAAAUAGGAUAAUUUGUAUAUACUAGGUAAAAAAUCGAAACAAUAGGUUAAACAAUUGCCAGGGCGAGGGAUACGAUUGAAUGUGGUUGCCAGACGUUGUAACGUUGCUAGUGAAAUCAUGGAACUCUUAAAAUUCUUAAAAAUUGAUAUAUUUUUCAGUAUUACAUUGAAUAUCUAAACUUAUUACCUUGUUAAGGGUGUGUUCACUCUAACACCAAUCCAAGUCAUAUUUAAAUGUUUUAAAAAAUCGACUAAUCGUUUCAAUUUCUUAUAGUUUCAGGUAGUUUUUGGUUGUAGGUCUGCGACUUCUGACCGAAUACAAUGUCUGCUUCAAAUAAAUAAUUUAGUUUAAAUCAAAUAAAUUAUAUAUCAAUAUGGAUCACUUUAACGAAUUCAAUGCUAAUCGGAAAAGACAUCACAGUAACACCAUCUUGUGACAGAAAAGGCUAUUAGUUCAGUCAUGUUUAAAAGUUUGCGUUUAGCGUGCACCCAGAAGUGAAAUGUCUAAAAUAAUUGAGCAUGAUGCCUACAUAGAGGUGUGAACAUUUUCAUAUUUAAAAGUGUUUUUUUCUGACGAAAGUAAAUUUCGCCUAUGAAUGAUGUAGAAUUACGCUUUUUUAGACCUAUCUUCUUCACUUUCAAGAGUUAUGAAGUAGUAUUUAACAUUGCUCGUGAAUGUUAUGAAUAGUGCUGAAAAGACGAAAUCUAUAGGCUGUGAAGAUCACUUCUGAUGUAUAGAACAAAAUUAAAAUGAAAUGAACGGUUACAUUGAUUGCGAUAUUUUUUUCAUUGCGUUCAUGAUAUUGAAUUUAAAUUAGCUGCACAUUGGGCCGUAUGAAUAAAACUUAGCAUGCUUGAAUUUCGGUAGUAAAUGCUACGUGUGGAUCACGUUCCUGUCAAAACAUGCUACAAACUGUAGCAUUUACUACAAGUUUUCGGUAGGUAGCUCUAGAGGUUGCUACUCGUAUGUUUGCUGAUAAAGUGAAGUACAGAAAUUAAAAAAGUGGCAUUUUUACAGAUGUAAGUACGUUUCUUGAUUUGUGUAUGCUUAGGCCAGCUUUUCCGGUUCUGUGUCGAUACGGUAUGCAGUAAAUGCUUAAAUUCGGCAGUAGCAUUAACUACACACGGAAAGAAAUUCGUUACUGCUGUCAUGAUUAGAAAAUCAUGAAACCAAUCAUUUUAACUUCUCAUGAAACCAUAAGCAAUAAGUCUUCUCCCAUGAAAAUUAAUCAUGGUCCAAAAAUGCGUUACUUGAGGAAUGUAUUUCUUAUAAAGCUCGUAACUCCAAUUUUAUAUCCGGAUAUCACUUUGAACCCUCUGCCUCACGUGAUGCAAUGGAUUGUUUAAUAGAUUAAUGGUUAAAAAUUACAAAUUGACAUAAUAAAUUUUACAUUUUGAAUUAAUAUAUCUGAAUGUAUUCUUCCGAGAGAUAACGUAAACCGAAAAAUAAUUUCGACUGUAAAUCAGGAGCGCCAUCUAACGAAAAUUAGAUUUUUUUUGUUCAACCAGUUUGAUUAAUUUGUUUCAUAGGUAUAAGAACACAAGCUGUAUUGAUUCACCUAAAUAUUUCAAAAAAGACGAUUUUUGAAGGAUGUUUUGAAAACAAAAACGUGCUUAAUCCACCUAUCAGUGAGAUGAUACCUUUUUUUAUCAAUCCGCAUGUGUUUUUUCAUGAAUAUUCUUCGGUUUUCAUGACAUUAUUUUAAUGACCGUCGUUUUAAGCUGCAAUUUGACAUUUUAAUCACUCAUUACUCUAUCUAAAAAGGUUACAAUCGAUUAAACUUUUCAUGAUAUGUCGAAGUGAGUUCCACUUUAGAAUUUACGGUAAUUUAAGGUACUUCCAGAGCCGGUAUUCAGGAACCAGCAUAAACCAAACCGAUUCGUAUGGCCAUAUGACGAAUAAAUUGCAAUAGUUUUGAGUCCAACUUUCAAGCUUUUCGGGAUUAUCAUCUUCUAUAUCGGUUUGAAUUUUAAAAAUUCAUCCUCCUGUAAUUCCAGAAUCGGAAGUCAGCAUUGAAUAAAAUUAAUUCAUUUUGUGUGGGACUAUAAGUUUAUUUUAAUUUGAAUUUUUUUCUGAAAUUCGAUUUGGCUUUAUUUGAGAAAACGAUUGAGCUUUGAGAAACGAUUCGAUACUGGAGCCGGAAUUCGAAAAUCGGUGUAGCCGAAGUCAGACAAAUUCACCUGAUUAGUUUAUAUUUGUUUCAAUAUGUUUAAAAAUCAGUAUAGACAUCUUUGAGAAAUCGUAGUACGAGUUAAAUUGUUGGGUGCCUUCCGAAUCGAAAACUGAAUACCACUAAAACUGAAAUAAGUUUAUAUGGUUGUCGACUAUUCAAAUCAGCAAAUCUUAGAUGAUUCUUAAAUAUCAUUUGAAUCUUAGAUCGGUUCAGCCAUCUACGAGGAAAAUAAGUUACACAAUUUACGAAAUGUUUCACAUAUCAUCCUGUAGUUCCGGAACCAGAAGUCGGAUCCAAACAUAAUUCAGGAACCUUGUUUAGUAGCAUACGAAUUUUCAUAUGAAUCUGAGUUUGUAGAAAACGGUUGAGUCAUCUUCGAAAAUAAGGUAAAAAAUUGAGUGAAAUUAUUUACCACAUACGCAUUUGCUGAUCUCGACGAACUGAUUCAAAUGGUGUAUGGGUGUUUUGUUCUUCCAGCAUUUAUUGCUGUAAGCAGUUUAAAUCAAUAUAAUUAUGAAAUUGUUCAGAAUUCGGAAGUAUUGCCAUCUUUCCAAUAUGUCAUAUUCGAACGAUUAUGUUGCCAAAAACGAACCGUGCUAAAAUUGGUCCGAGGCAAAAUGUCAUGAAAAAUAAUGCUGUUCACAGUCUUUUUGGUACUUAGAAACUAUUGUAUGUAACAGUAUAAACAAUCGUGUUUUACGUUGCUCCCAAGCCUUUCUUUGCCAUACAGGGCUCAGAACUUCUACUGCUGGAAUAUGGGGGAAAAGUCGCUUACACAAAAAAUUCGAUAUCUCCGUUAAAAAUGGACGGAUUUUAACAAUCUAUGGCUUGUUGGAUAGCUAUUACCGUGCGGAAUCUAAGUCUGAAAACAUAUUCUGUUUUUAAGGUCAAUUGUGACAGAUACUGUCAAAAAUCUGAAAAUUUUGACAUAAAACUUCGUAUAACUCAAAAAGUAAACAUCCGAUCUCAAAACGAUUCAAUAGCGUUCUGGGUGACGGGGAGACCUUUCAUUUGCGACUAGUUUGAUCAAAAUCGGUCCAGCCAUCUCUGAGAUCUCGACCUCUUAGUUGACAACACACAUACAGACACACACACAGACAUUUGCUCAGUUCGUCGAGCUGAAUCGAUUGGUAUAUAAAAAAAGGUAAAAAGGAAAAAUCCAUUCGCGGUAUUUGCAAGUAUUUGAUUCACACGUGUAUUUUCAUGCAGUUCGUUUAUGUUUUCUAAAUUCUGAAACAAAACAUCAAAUCUGAAGCAAUGAACGCAAGUUAACACUUUAUUUUAGGUGUCGUGGUUGUUCAAAAACAUAUAUAAAUUGUUGAUGUUUCAGAUUAAAAGAAAUUCGUUGUGCUUUUCACUGUUUUGCUAUUCAAAUGUACAUUAUUUGAGAUAUUAGUUAAAAUCAUACAAACAAUACGCCACACACUUCCUCACCAUUCCAUUUAAUUUAUAUUUAGAAUCUUCAUAUUUUGAAACAUAACGCCUGAAUUUAUGUUGCAUUGAUCACCAUCGUAGCAGAAACACGCCUGAAGUUAUACCCAACAACGUCAAAUGCAUUACGCUAAAUUUCAACGAAAUCAGUUCAAAUGGAUCAUGAUCCAAGAACUUUUAAUCAUGGUGUAUUAUCAUAACAUGAAAAUAUACUAUUAUCCACAAAUCAUGACGUUUUGCUCAUUUCUUGAAUCGGAAUUUUAGCCGUGCAUGUUCGAACUUGUUUUCUAUUCAUACCAAACCCCGUUAUACUCUGUGGACUUUGUUUUUGAGAAGAUACUACAAACAACAGACUUUACUACAUUUUAUUCAUACGGCCCAAUAUCUUUUCUCUCAGAGAAAGCUGGAAUGUAAAAGAAAAUUGUCGUUUUUAUAAAUUGUCUAUAAAUUAAAAGUGCAUAUACUAAGCAAUCCACCCCUUGCUGUGAACUGUUUUGCGAAUAGUUUAAACUUUUAGUCUAAAUUUAAAUUUUCGAUAUUUAUUUUCUAAAAAGUAUUUGAAUUUCAUUCAACAGACGAACCAUUCAAAAAUUCGACAAAUAGAAAGUUUGUUUAAAACUGAAAAAAUGUUGGUAAAUAGUAUGAUAAGUGCAAUACAGUGAGCAAAAGAUUAAGUUAUGCUAAUUACUUUUACUUCAAUUGAUAGCUCUCGUUGAGGCGAAUUACGGUUUAUUCAUAUACUAAAUUGUUUGGUUUUAUUUUGUUUUGAAGCUUUUUUUAUUUAUUAAACAACCUGAUAUUGUACUGCCGGUGCACAGGACGCAUAAGUGUAAGUGAUAUUGUACAGGGUCCGGCACUCGAAGUGUAACCAAUUAAAAAGGCCAUAAAUUCAGUUUGGAAAAUUACUUUUACUUAAUUCAAAGUACAAAAUGUGUAAAAAUAAUACAAAAUUCAGAAUCAAUUCACUUUUGCUCGAUAUGACCACCUUUUGCCUUGACUUGAUGACUUGAGAGAGCGAAGGAGUUGCUUCGUUUGGCCGAAAGCGGUCAAUUUCCGAACAUUGUAUUUUCUGACGAGAAAAUUUUUCCAAUUGAGCUAUUCGUAAACUGUCAAAACGAUAGGGUUUACUUGACCGACCGUUCAUACGAGAAUUUGAGUCAUCGAUUGGCCACCAGGAGGCAGCACCCGCAACAGAUAAUGGUUUGGGCCGCUGUAACCGCAGAUGGGCGCUCUCCAAUCGUUUUCAUCGAGCCUGGCGUCAAGGUAAAUGCGACAUAUUCGCCCUUAUUCUGAAUAACGACGUAUUGAUUUUUCGAUCGAAUGUGGUUCUAUCGAAUCAUAGCUACCUUUGAUUUUGCUAGCGUUAUGGGGAAUACAAAUGAAAUACGAGCGAAAAAACGAUACGACGUUAUUCAGAAUAAGGGCGAUUAUCGGGAAAGUAUUCUGGAGGUUGCUUUGAAGCCGUGGGCAGACAAACAUUUCGGUGGCAGACCAUGGACGUUUCACCAGGACUCGGCACCGUCUCACAAAGCUCGAGUGAACCAAGAAUGGCUGAAAAACAACGUUCCUAACUUCAUCUCGUCGACACAAUGGCUCUCGAAUUCACCAGAUGCGAAUCCAAUGGAUUAUUCUCUUUGGGCCAUUUUGGAAGGCAAAGUCCGAACUAAAAGAUACACCAGUCUCAAGGCGCUGAAAAAAGUUAUUGUCCGCGAGUGGGCCAAAACACCUGCAAGUCACAUUCGGCCAAACGAAGCAACUCCUUCGCUCUCUCAAGUCAUCAAGUCAAGGCAAAAGGUGGUCAUAUCGAGCAAAAGUGAAUUGAUUCUGAAUUUUGUAUUAUUUUUACACAUUUUGUACAUUGAAUUAAGUAAAAGUAAUUUUCCAAACUGAAUUUAUGGCCUUUUUAAUUGGUUACACUUCGAGUGCCGGACCCUGUAUAUUUAUAUCACCGUAACCGUAAUUUUUCAAAUCAAGAAAUUAACAGCUUAUUUUUUUGGGCAGUGUAUAUCGAGCAAUAUUUCAUAUAUUUGGAGUUGUUUGGUUCAGUGUACUGAUUGGAAAAACUGUCAUAUGUGCAUUAAAAAAAAUUGUAGUGUAUUAGUAACCUUUUUGCCACCGCACUUUACUGUGAUGUCCCUCGUGAACCGCAAGGGUGAUCCAUAUUGAUAUGUAGUAUAUUUGUUUUAAUGCAAUGGUUCUUUGGCGGAUUCAUAGUUCACGAAUUGACUCAUUGAGCUUGGCGCAUGCUUUUAUCGCACUCCUCCCGAUCAGUCGUAGGCUUCACGGCGCUCUACUCUGUAUAAGAGGGGUCUUCAAUCAAUUCGGUUCACGAUAUUGUCUUCCAUCCGCACUUCGCCAUAGAUAGUUAUUGAAAACCUGUGUACGAAACUGAUAAGAAAUUGAAGCGCAACGAAAUGAAAAGUAAUUAGAUCGAGUCUGCAGAUAAAACUAUUUCGUGUUUAGAUCAAUGGACUUUCUUUUCACUGGACUAAAGCCUGUCCCAGUAUGGACGCACUUUGAUUUCGAUGUAAAUAAUUCACAAGUGUUAGAUAUUCAAAUUUUAUUCGACAACAGAAUAUUAUUCUCAACAUUUGCUACUUAGCCAUUGUAGACUAGCAGGCGCUCGUUCUUGCGAACGUUCCUCAUUAAAUUCCGUACAAACUUCUUGGCCACAAGUUCUGACACUUGUUUAAAAUCUUUUUCGAACUGUUGAAUGGUUUCAGCUGCUGAAACAUGUUUUCUUAUUCCUUCGUUAAUGCCCAAAAUUCCUCAAUUGGUCGAAGUUGCGGGCAAUUUGGUGGACUCAUGUAUUUUGGGACGAAAGUGACAUUUUUGGUAGUAUACCAUUCUACCGUUGAUUUCGAGUAGUGGCAAGAAGCAAGAUCUAGCCAGAAGACAACAGGAUCCUUGUGGCUUCGAAUCAUGGGUAGUUGUCGUUUUUGUAAACAUUCCUUGAUGUAUAUUUCGCUGUUCAUUGACGCAGUGGUGAUGAAGGGUUUCGAAAUCUUACCGAAGCUACAAAUUGCUUGCCAGACCAUGGCUUUCUUACCAAAUUUUUCGACUUCAAUCGAUUUCUCGGACGGGUUUACCACUUGCCCUUCGCGCACCGUAUAAUAUUGUGGUUCCGGCAAGGAUUUGUAAUUGAGUUUCACGUAGGUUUCGUCGUCCAUAAUUAUGCAGUUCAAAUUUCCAGCAAGAAUCGUAUUGUACAGCUUUCGAACCCUCAGCCUGAUCGAUGCUUCUUGUUUCGGACAACGUUUUGGUUAUUUCUGCUUCUUAUAGGUUCGAAGAUUCAAACGUUCUUUAGCACGAAAAACAUUUGACUUCGAAGUGCCCACUUUUUUGGCCACAUCCCGAACUGAAACCUCCUUCUUUUGCUCGAACGGCUUCAGUAUACGUUUAUCAAACUGAGGGUUAGCAGGACCUUUUUUUCGACCCGUUUUCGGUAUAUCCUCAAAGGUGGUAUCCUCACCGAACUUCCUGAUUGCAUUUCGCACGGCUUUUUCACUUACUCGUUCCAUUUUUGCUAUCUUUCUCAGUGACAGUCCGCGUUCUGUGCACCAUUUGUACACAAUUUUUCGACGUUGUUCUGCUGAAAGUCCACGCAUUUCGAAACAAACUAAUGAAAACGAAUAAACAACUGCACAAGUGGUUAGUGAAGAGUGUAAACAACAGGACGCAGCCAUAAAAAUUGACAGAUUCUGAACCAUUGCGAAAUGGCAGCGGUUUUUGGUUGCGUCCAUACUUUCUGGGACAGUCUUUACAAGCGAAAAUUUCGCUGCGUGGCUGCGUCGAGUCGUCAAAGUACGGAUAAAAAUCCUUUUUCUUGCUAAAUACUUGAAUUUUCUCCGGACUAACACGAUACAACGCGCUCACCCGUUGAGAGUUUCACCGGAAUUCCGUCUCUGAUUAUAACAGGGCUUCUACUUGGUGAGACUAAUCAGAACUAGUGAUUAGCAAUACGGUUCAUUUCAAUUAGCGGCUCUGAACCGAACGCUCUUUCGUAAGAGCCGGUUCAAUUGAACGGCUCAAUGGCUCUUUUUCAAUAAACGUCAAUAUGGAGAAGCAGUUCGAGAGAGUGAGUGUGAGAGUCACGGAGAUACGUGAGCGGUAUUUGAGUGAUCUAAAGUUGCGUUUCACAUUCCAUUUGAAAAAAAAUAUGUUUCUUCUCCUAUUACAACAGAAUUUUUCCGAAAUUCACUGGAGAAUAAAUGUUCCUAUGUAUUUUUGACAGCUUCAUUAGAAAACAUCAUCGUUUAAACAACAACGCAAGCUACAGUCGAACCGUCGUUAGAAGGCCACGGUUGUCAAAUUUGGGCGCCAGCACGGAUGAACCACGGUUCGCAGCUUGGCUAUCUUUUCAUGUUGAGAGCCAAGGCUCUUCUUGAGAGCCUCGGUUCAAUUCUGAAGAGCCGUGGUUCGUUCGCUCAUUGCUACGAGUCGGUUUAAAUGAACGGCUCGUGAGCGCUUGCCUAUCACUAAUUUAUUCUCUAGUUCGCUGCAUUUGAAACCAUUUACCAUCUCUAUUAACUACGUUGGCUUUAAUGGAUAAACAUUAGGAUCGUUGAUUGUAGGUCGAGAAAAAAUAAAAUAGAAAAAUUUUCCUGUGUGAAUCAAUAUUAAAAUUAAUAAUAUGUUUAUAAUUCAUUACGCCGAAUUGCGCCGCCUUCGCCGCUGAUAUUUUCAGGAAAUGGCGUCACCGAUUCGCCGCCGCUGGUUAAAAAGACGCUUUAGCCGCAGAUGUUGACAAUUUUGAUCGGCGCACAGGUCUAUUCGAAACACGAAAGGCGUUAACGUAAUCGGUGUACUAUAUCAAUGUCAUAUGGCUGGUGCGGACUAAUUUGUGAUUUUUUUCAAGCAUAACUGCAACGCUUCAAAACCACAUUCCAAUCGCAUCCCUCCUCCAUGAACAGUAGGCUGCGCCUAGCGGGAAAAAAUGUGAACGCUUGCGAAACAGCAGUUAAAGGCUGUCAGUAGCCAUUGUCCAAUCCACUGGUGAAUGUGGUAGUGUGGUUAAUACUAGUGUGAGUUUGUCGAAGAUACCCAGUGAAUUUUGUCGAGCGCAUGAAUAUAUAUUUGAAACGAAAAAUCAUACAAUGCCUAGAGAACAGUAAGCAUGUCAUAAAACUGUUUAUGAAAAUACUCGACUCGUUAUAGAACUGAUUUUAGCUUUUUUGAUAAGUUCUAAACUGAUGAAGUUCUAAGCGCUUUUUCCGCAAUGUAUAAUAAUGGAACUGAUGAAUCUUUUUUUGUCAGUGUAAGAUUGAACCCCACAAUAUCCGUAUACACUACAGCGGUGUGCAUAAUAGAGACGUCAAAUUGCUCAAUGGGAAUUUCUGUGACUGUCAGAUACCAACCACCGUUCCGCGCUAUCGUUUCUGCGAAACCGUUGCUUCCGGAAACUGAAACGAAUCGAUUGUUUGCUAUGUUUGUAUAAAUACAGUACAUUUAAAUAGAACCCGUUCGGGGCAGCGAAACAUCCGCUUGCAGAAAUACAUAAUCAACCUUUUCAGUUGCAUUCAUCCGAAAAUAAACAAGAAAAGAAUCAUCCAUACGGACAAUGCGGGUCACAUUUUGAGAACAACGUAAUCAUUCAAUAGCCAGGAUUUGUAUUGCAAAGUGUUCGGCGUUACACAGUUCCCGAUAAUUAACAGAACCAACCCGUUAGCGAAACCUUUUAGAGAGAAAAAACGGAGUAAUUUGUAAACAAUAUAGUAGAAAGAGACUGGAAACAAGAAGAACUAAUCAUAACGAAAGAGAACUAACAGUUGUACAAUCAUUAACGUUAGAAAUAAAAGCAAAAAUGAACAUAUUUAAUUAAUAAAUUAUUCAAAAGCACAUACUCAUAGAGAAAAAUAUGACAAAACCAAUUAUAAGCCACAGAGAGUGUGGACAUUGCAAACAGACAAGAAAAUGAAUAUCUUAAAUAUUUUAUUGACAUAGCAAAAGUGCAUGUUUAUGCGUGUGUUGUUCGAAGCAAAAAAAAACUGGUCAGAGAAGACGAAUAAAAACACCAUUCUAACGAAAGCGCCUGAAACCCUUUUUCGAAAUUUUGUAAAAUUUUCCAAACUCUGAUUGACAGAGCGAUGAAGUACCCUAUUUCAGUUGUUCCGUGCUAUGUCAACGGGGAGCCAGAUUGAAAAAAAGUGAAACUUUUCGUUCCUUCAACUCCAGCUUUUUUGCAGGAUACAUCAAAACUUCUAAACUCAGGAUGUCAUGGCGGCAAACCCUCGUAGUUCCGUGCUCUGGCAAGCGAUAGAUCGAUGGCAUUGGUUUGCACAUAGUUUCACUAUAUUGAGCCCUUUAAACCUUCGAAAUCAUUGCCACGAAUCUUUUGAUGCCCAAUCACAUGAUUUCGGCGGUUUUAAAUAUAAUACGUUGUGGAAACCUUGCCCGGUGUCGACGAAAAUUGUUUGGAAAUUGUGAAGCUUAUUCAAAAGAGCACAUAUUUCGGCGGAAACGUGAGAUUUUCAAAUUAUGCUAGAAAUAUAUAGGUAAUUUAGAAACUUAAAAGCUUGUAAAGUUGACAUUCGUCAUAGUUGAAAAUUGUAGUUUGAGAAAGAACUAAACUGUGCACAAUACCUAGACGAUUUUUUGUUUAAAUCGGCUUUAGUUUUCCUUUUUUUGUUCCAACAUUUACUGCAGAGUCUCAAUUAAAUUUUCCCAUCCAAUAAAAGCUGUAAUAAAAGUAAUUUCUCUUUUGAGUAAUUUUCGAAUCAGAACUAUCGGUGCCCGACCAAACGGAACUAAGAGGCUUCUACCCACCCCACAGUAAUCUCCCUUCGUCCCUGAAAAGCUUUUAGUGGACGUUCUGGAACUGAAGAAAUUAGCAAAGGACGACUGACUACCUAUAAGCUUGAUUCGAAACGAAUGAAGAAACAAUUCCAAACUUGACUGCGGAGGGUAACUUCCGAACUGUUGUAAAUUCCGUCUCCCUUCAAUCCGAAUAUCGUUGUGGCGGCACGUCGAUGCUGCUAUUGUUAAAAUUGAUGUUGACGUGGUGUUAGGAGGAUAGCAACAUCCAUUGAAUGGAUGCACUGACAAUGAGCAAACAUUGACAUAAAUUAGAAGUAAUAAACUAUAUUGAAAUGUUCGAACGAAAUCAAAACAAACAAAAAACAGUUGUAUUUGUGUACGGUAGUGAUAUUGUUUUUAAUGGUCAUUCAAACUAUGAAGCAAAAGGAUGCCGCUUUUGAACCCUUGUGCACCUUGUAUGUAAUGAUUGUGAUAGUAAUACCGAGAGGAUGAAAUCAAAACAAACAAAAAUAGCAUUACAUAAAAACAAACACGUAUAUUUAUGGCUGUUCCCAUCUCGCAUCUUUAAUGUACAAAAAUUCAAUGAACGCAUUUUACGAGAAAAUAAACGAAGGAUCGAUGGUUAUUGUUCACACUGAUUA
Messenger RNA from Malaya genurostris, 15884 nucleotides. Its product is annotated as 5-hydroxytryptamine receptor-like. The coding region runs from base 2705 to 4816 and encodes 703 amino acids. Gene Ontology annotation, molecular function: G protein-coupled amine receptor activity. Lineage: Eukaryota; Metazoa; Arthropoda; Insecta; Diptera; Culicidae. Gene Ontology annotation, cellular component: membrane. Gene Ontology annotation, biological process: adenylate cyclase-activating adrenergic receptor signaling pathway. The record is from RefSeq and is a predicted model, not a curated record. The transcript has 7 exons.